This is a messenger RNA of Vitis vinifera (wine grape), 3097 nucleotides long. Its product is annotated as anaphase-promoting complex subunit 5. NCBI's taxonomy places the organism in Eukaryota, Viridiplantae, Streptophyta, Magnoliopsida, Vitales, Vitaceae. Gene Ontology annotation, biological process: protein K11-linked ubiquitination; anaphase-promoting complex-dependent catabolic process; positive regulation of mitotic metaphase/anaphase transition. Gene Ontology annotation, cellular component: anaphase-promoting complex. The transcript has 20 exons. Bases 112 to 2889 code for a protein of 925 amino acids. The record is from RefSeq and is a predicted model, not a curated record.
UAUUUUAGAUUGGGAAUUUGGCGGUUCUUUUUUGGUACGCGUCUGCUCCGUUUCUCAUCCAAAACCUUAGAAAAGCCCAUUGAGGUUGCAGCGGAGCAGCAGAGGUGAGGAAUGGCAGCGAUGUUGAAGCCGCCGGGCAAUUUCAGCGUAACGCCGCACAAAGUGUCAGUGUGCAUAGUUCUUCAGAUCUACGCUCCUCCAGCUCAAAUCACGCUCCCUUUCCCCUUCCCCUUCUCCUCCAUCGCUCAGCACAACCGCCUCGGCAUGUUCUUGCUCGCACUCACCAAGUCUUGUGAUGAUAUUUUUGAGCCAAAGCUGGAUGAACUUAUUACUCAAUUGAGGGAAAUUGGUGGUGAACUGGAUCAUUGGUUAAGUGAUCAUUUAACCUGUAGGCUAUCAUCGCUAUCGUCACCAGAUGAUUUGUUUAACUUCUUUAGUGAUUUGCGAGGUAUCCUGGCGGGACCUGAUUCUGGUGUUGUGGUAGAUGAUCAAAUUAUUUUGGAUUCAAAUAGUAAUCUUGGGGUGUUUCUCCGCCGUUGCAUACUUGCCUUCAAUCUGUUAUCCUUUGAGGGCGUAUGUCAUCUGUUGACAAAUAUUGGGACAUAUUGUAAAGAAGCCCUCUCAAGCUGUCCUACUUAUGAGUUGCCUCAUUUAGAUGACUCUAGUAAUGAAGUUGAAGCCUUGUUGGUGUAUGAAAACAUGGAUCUGGAGAAUUUUGUUUUUGAUAAAGUCACUGAAGAGACUGAAGCAAGAAAAAUGGCUAGUGAAAAAGUUUCUUUUCACAUUCAUGCACCCAAAGCACUUUUUGGAUUGAUUGAAGAUAUUGAGGUUUCUGCUGAACUGAAAUUCAAGCACAGAGAGAAAACUGGAGAAGCUAGUUCAUUUGCACACCAUAUGAAAGAUACAUUGAGAGGUAUCGAUCCCAAUGGUGGGAUAUUCCUACGUACAAACUGGCAGAUACAAGGAUACUUAUGUGAGCAAGCUGAUGCAAUUGAGAAGCAUAGCUGCUCGUUUCCUUUAAAUGCCUUUGAAUCUAUUCUAAGGCAGCUUCAGAAACUGGCACCAGAAUUACAUCGUGUUCACUUCUUGCGUUACUUGAAUAACCUUUAUCAUAAUGAUUAUCCUGCUUCAUUGGAGAAUCUUCACUGCUACUUUGAUUACAGUGCAGGGGCAGAAGGAUUUGAUUUUGUUCAACCUACUUCAUCUGCUAGCAAUAGUUUUGGAAGAUAUGAAAUUGCUUUGUUAUGUUUGGGAAUGAUGCAUUUUCACUUUGGGCAUCCUAAGCAGGCUUUAGAGGUUUUAACUGAAGCAGUUCGUGUUUCUCAACAGCAAAGUAAUGAUACUUGUCUUGCCUACACUUUAGCAGCUAUCUGCAAUCUACUGUCUGCAAUUGGCAUCUCAAGCACAACCGAGAUACUUGGAUCAUCAUAUGGACCUGUGACCAGUAUAGGAACUUCAUUGUCCAUACAGCAACAGUUGUUUGUGCUUCUGAGAAGGUCUUUGAAGAGAGCAGAUGGUUUAAAGUUAAAACGAUUAGUGGCUUCAAAUCGUCUUGCAAUGGCUAAAUUUGGUUUAACACAUGUGCAAAGACCGUUGCUAUCAUUUGGUCCUAAAGCUUCCAUGAAGCUUAAGACAUGCCCAGUUAAUGUUUGCAAGGAACUGCGGUUGAGCUCUCAUUUGAUUAGUGAAUUCAGCACUGAAAGUUCUAUAAUGAUAACUGAUGGUGUCUUCAGUACAGCAUGGCUUAAGAAUUUACAAAAACCAAUGGGCUCAUUAGUUUUGUCUCUAGAGAAUGCAUCUGGAGCCAAUUCCAAUGCUUUCCAUUUCUGUGCACAGCCAAAUUCAAUUCCUGGAUCUGUAUUGCAAUUAUUGGGUUCUUCAUACCUUCUCCGGGCCACUGCAUGGGAGAUAUAUGGAAGUGCCCCUCUUGCUCGAAUCAAUGCGCUGGUUUAUGCAACUUGCUUUAGCAAUGCUUCAAGCUCAGCAGAUGUUGCUUUAGCAUAUACAAAGCUUAUCCAACAUUUAGCAGUAUUUAAAGGACACAGAGAGGCCUUUGCUGCUCUUAAGCUAGUGGAGGAGAAGUUUUGUUCCAUCUCAAAGUCACGAAUCCUGUUACUAAAGCUGCAGCUGCUCCAUGAGCGUGCUUUACACCUGGGACAUCUGAAACUAGCCCAACAAGUAUGCGAUGAACUUGGAGUUCUGGCAUCCUCUGUAACCGGUGUGGAUAUGGAACUGAAGACAGAAGCAAGCCUUCGCCAUGCUCGUACAUUGCUUGCAGCAAAUCAGUUUGGCCAGGCAGCAGCUGUUGCACACUCCCUCUUCUGCAUGUGUUACAAAUUCAAUCUGCAAGUUGAAAAUGCCACUGUUCUUCUCUUGCUUGCAGAGAUCCACAAGAAAUCAGGCAAUGCUGUUUUAGGCCUUCCAUAUGCAUUGGCUAGCCUUUCAUUUUGCCAGUCAUUUAACUUGGAUCUUCUCAAAGCAUCAGCCACUCUCACACUAGCUGAGUUGUGGCUCUCACUUGGAUCAAACCAUGCAGAAAGGGCUUCAAUCCUUGUACAGGGGGCUCUUCCAAUGAUUCUUGGUCAUGGAGGUUUGGAGCUUCGCUCUCGGGCCUAUAUUGCUGAAGCAAAAUGCUAUUUAUCAAAUCCUAGUUUCUCAGUUUUUGAAAAUUCUGAGGUUGUGCUGGAUCCUUUAAGGCAAGCUACUGAAGAGCUUGAAAUUUUGGAGUAUCAUGAAUUGGCGGCUGAGGCUUUCUACUUGAUUGCCAUGGUAUUUGAUAAAUUGGGGCAGCUAGAAGAAAGGGAAGAAGCCGCAGCUUCAUUUAUGAAACAUGUCAAGGCUCUCGAAAAUCCUCAGAACGAGCAAGAUCCUCUCUUCAAUAUCCACUGAAGAUUGCCAAAGCUGCACACACACACACACACACACAUAUAUAUAUAUAUAUAUAUAUAUAUAUAUAUGUAAGCAAGCUGUAUCUUGAAUCACCCAUGAAUGUCUUUCCUUAAGUAUCCAAUAUGUUUCUCUUGGAAAGACCAUGUAAACUACUUGUAAAUUAUGGGACAUUUUAUGUCUUAAUGUAAUCGUUCUUCAGUUGUUGUCA